AAAGUACUCGUGGUUGUUUUUGUAUUGAUCGCGAUGAUUUUUGUAGAUGUUCAUUACAGAGAUUAGUUUCAGACGUGUCAGCGCAGGCAGUCCGAUGGAUACCUAUUCAGCGAGGGGCGGUGACAGUGAGCACAUGCCUUCCCUUGGAGCUUCGCUAUUUGUUGUUCUGGGGCUUUAUAAAACGUCCCGCUUUGUCAUUGGCUCUAUCGGCUGUCUGUCAGUCUCGCACUGUGGUUAAGUAUUUAAACGCGUGGGGCUGCUGUGCGCGAGAUCACACACACACACACACACACACACUCGUGCGCGAGCGCUCGAUAGAGCGAACAAUUUUUAAUAUAAUAAUUCGUGUUUUCCGGAACGAAUUUAGGAUGAAUAGCUGUAUUUCCAUUGAAAGUGCAUGUCCACUUGUUUUGGCCUCGGUGAGGGGGGAUUUGUCGUUUUAAAGUGAACCGUGCGCGUUAUUUGAGUGUUCUCUUUUUGCGCACACACUCGCAGCGCGAGAAGCGAUCGCGCAGUGUGUAUUAUUUAGUGUGUUUGUGUGCGUCAGGAGGGAGGAGAUUCAUUGAGGAAUCGCGUUGUGCUGCAUUAUUCAUGAGCUGUGAAGAGUCCCUCCUGGGGGCGUGGUUGUUUACAUUGGCUGGGGGAGUCUGCCUGGCUGUGUUAUAUUAAUGUCACAUUAGUACAUUACCCUAAAGUCUACUGAGCUCUAUUUACUCGACAACUUUAGUCAAAAUCUGUGCUGUCAAACCUCCUCCAGAGGUUCAUGGAUCCUGACUGUGAUGUCCGUACAAAGUGAGCUUCCCAACAGUGGCGAGAUGCUGCAGAGGCCAGCCAUCCUCCUCCAGGACGCGGGGACCACCGACAUGGUGCUAACAGAACUCGCUGGCAAUCACAUGGCCCGUGACGGCGGGCUCGUUGAGGGGUCCUUACAGAUGAAAAACGCUCUUCAGUCACAAGCAGUCGCGCCGCCGCAGCAGAAGCUAAAUAGACGGCGUUACAGCGUGAACGUGGGAUUCAAACAUCCGGGCCAGAGCAAACGCAGGCGGCGCGCUAACUCGGAAUGCGACCCCGUGCUACCCACCAACUUCCUGCUGGGUGGGAAUAUCUUCGAUCCCUUAAAUCUCAACAGUCUUUUGGAUGAGAAGGUCAACAAGGCGCUAAAUGCCCAGACACCCAAAUCGUCGCCUCUUCCUGUGAAAAACAGAGACCCUGUGGAGAUUCUGAUCCCAAAGGACAUCACAGACCCUCUGAAUUUAGGUGGAGAUGCGGGCACGGGCGUGUUGCUUUCUCCCGUAAAGAGCAGACGCAGACAUCGCAAUCGACACCACGGUGCCGUGGUGGUAGGCCUCACUGGGCAGCUCGACCCAUCGCACAGCGAGAAGUCAAAGGUCAGCGAGGGGGCGGUUUCAGGCUUGUCGUUCUCUCCCAUUAGCACGCCGGGGACAGAGGCCGAUGUGUCUGCAGAGAGCACAGUGAAGGAGUCGCCGCGCCCCUAUGAGCUCAACACCUCCAUCAACUGUAGAGAUGAAGUGGUGCAGCCCAUACUGCCACGAAGACGGUCCCACCCCUCCUCGUCUAGCUCCGCCCCUCAGACCCAGCCCAGACCCGCCUGCUCUGCUGUUCAGCCGUCCAAACACAGGAAGCGCAGACGAACCAGCAGCCGCUCGGAUCGCCUGUCAAUCACACCGACUCCGUCCACAAAGCAGACGAUCGCAGCGAAAGCACACAGUCAAGCGUUUCACACUCCUGUCGUAGGCGGCGGAGCUUUUCCCUCUGUGACUCGCAGAAUCCAACUGAACCCACGCAGACCGCGGCGUAACUUCCAGCACGGCACCUGCAGCCGUUAUUACGGUUACCGCACGCCAGCGCUGAACGCCGACCCGAGAUUGGCCGUCUUUAGACCCGAGUGGUUUCACGGCAAAAAAGUUCUUGACGUCGGCUGUAACACGGGUCACAUCACACUAGCAAUCGCCCGACACUGGAGUCCCGCCCACAUCAUGGGUGUGGAUAUUGAGGAGGAGCUGGUGCAUGCUGCCAGACUGAACCUUCGGCAUUUCCUGUCAGAGCUGUGUGGACAGCAGGAGAGCCACAGAACACCGACAGAUGUGAGCGGUGAAAUAGGUGAAGGGUCAGAGGUGACGGGUGAAGGGUUACCACCGCUGAUGAAGCUGGAGCAGGCUCAAGCCUUCCGCAGGUUCCCUCUCUCUUUCACACGCUGCAGAGGACCCAUCGCAUCUCCUCCCAUAAUGCGUCACAUCCCCGGCCUGUUCCCUUCAAACCUAUUCUUCAUGCAGGGCAACUAUGUGCCAGACAGUGAUGCGGCUGUGAUGUCACAGCGUGAGGAGUAUGAUGUCAUUCUCUGUCUGAGUUUGACUAAGUGGGUUCAUCUGAAUUUUGGUGACGCUGGAAUCCAGAGACUGUUUCACCGCGUCUACAGACACCUGUUACCUGGAGGACUUCUGAUCCUCGAGCCUCAGCCCUGGAGCUCGUACUCCCGCCGCAAAAGACUUACGGAGGUGACACACAGAAACUACAGCAGUAUCAGACUCAAGCCGGAUCACUUCAGCUCAUACUUGACCUCAGAUGUGGGGUUCAACUGCUACGAGCUUCUGGAAACAUCUCAAAACUCUCAUAAAGGAUCUCAGAGGCCGGUUUACUUGUUUCAUAAAGGCUCGUCCAAUAACAGGAAGUGAUAUUUCUCAGACAGGAAGAGGAAGUGUGUCUGGAUGAAGUGUGGCGACCUCUAGUGGAUGAGUGGAGGUGUUCGUCUGCGUUCAGCGAUGUGUUUUGUGGCGGGUUUGAACAGAUUUAUUCUCCAGGAGUCUGUGUGUGAACUCCUCCCACAGUUCCUCUGGGCCCACCCUAACCCGCAGCAUCACUUAAGUGUCGUCUGUGUGUAACAGGAACACACGUGCACUUUCCUUUAGUGUGUGUCUGGAGGAUGACAUCAUGAGAGCUCUGAAACUCUCUGAAGAAAAUUACACAAACUGUUUUUGAGUGACAUGUUUAAAAUAAACACAGACAUGAUGUCAACAGAAUGUCCUCACGCACACAGUGAAAUAUCAUGACAACUAACUUGACUGCUCCUCAGUAAAUAAAAAUGUGCGUAAGUCGGUCAAAUCUUUUAAUGUAGUGUCCUGCACAUGUUUGUUUGGGGGGUGAUGGGAAAUAUCAUUAGACUGAGAAAAAUAUAUAUAUUAGACUGAUAUAAAAUCCAUGAAAUGACCUAGAUUGUGCAAGCAAUAAAGGAGGAGGUUUU
Triplophysa rosa is the source of this 3259-nucleotide messenger RNA. It is a transcript of the gene mepceb, whose product is annotated as methylphosphate capping enzyme b. The coding region runs from base 780 to 2693 and encodes 637 amino acids. NCBI's taxonomy places the organism in Eukaryota, Metazoa, Chordata, Actinopteri, Cypriniformes, Nemacheilidae. The transcript has 5 exons. Gene Ontology annotation, biological process: snRNA modification. Gene Ontology annotation, molecular function: snRNA binding; O-methyltransferase activity; RNA methyltransferase activity. The record is from RefSeq and is a predicted model, not a curated record.